CGAGUUCUGGUUGCUCCUUACGGCCACGUACCUUUGGACUUUAAAGCUCGUAUACUGCCCAUUCGUGGCUUCCUAGCUUUGCGACUUAAACUGAUGCGGGUCAUCACGCACCGCUCCGGUCAUCAAUGCAGAAUCUGUCAUGGCUUUCUGUCUGGCCCUGAUAUCUCGUCAGGCCCUGCUUCCCCUUGAUCGACUUCCUCACUCACAAUCUCCCGCUUAACCAGGAUUUCCUCCCCCUAGGUCUUGGCAGGAUUCUUCCACCUAGGGAUUUCUUGAUCUCCUUUGUACCACAGUAAUUUCUCGUGUCCGGAUGAUAAUAUUCGCGUCCUGAAGAGAGAGAAAGAGGGAGAAUCCCCACCCACCCGCGGGAAACUCCUUCAGCCUGGCGCCCCCCAAAGCGCUCAUUACGUCUUUUGUUUCUUCCCUUGAUCAGACUCAGAUCCUUCUGAACGAGACGGGGGAGUCUCGUGGAAUUACACAUAGCCAACUUCUCAAAUAUGACGAAUCGGCUGACUGAUCUUCGACUUUUCAAGUCCAUUCUUGCCGGACUUUUAAGUUUUACUGUUGCCUUGCUCAUCUUAUUCAACGUCAACACAAUCAUCUCGCCCAGUGGAUCUCAUCCGACAUUACUGAAAACAAUAUCGUCAGUAUCAUCCUUCAUUUCUACAACUGUGGAAUCGCCCUUAGCCACCGAGCGUUGCCGUCAACUUCGGGGAGCCGAUGAUGUCCUGGUGAUUGUCAAGACGGGAGCAACUGCGUUGCGUGAGAGAUUGCCGGUGCAUUUUCAAACUACUCUGCAAUGUAUCCAACACUACGUGAUUUUCUCAGACAUGGAGGAAGAAUUCGAGGGCCAUUACAUCCAUGAUGUGCUGUCCGGAGUCAGUGCGGAGAUGAAGAAAUCCGCGCACGAAUUCAAGUUCUAUCGCGAUUUGCACGAGAAUUCAGAUAGAGUGACUGAAUAUAUGAGAGAGAACACAGCUUUCCAAAGAAACGCAUGGCACCUCGAUAAAUGGAAAUUUCUCCCCGCUGUGGAAAGAGCUCUACAGGCUAAACCGGAUGCAAAGUGGUUUAUGUUCAUCGAGGCAGACACUUUCUUGGUUUGGUCUAACCUCCUUAAAUGGCUGGCCACGCUAGACUGGAGGGAACCUUACUUCUUAGGACUACCAGUGACCAUGGAGGGCCAACUGUUUGCAUACGGAGGGGCAGGAUGGCUGCUAUCACGACCAGCAAUACAGCGAAUGACACAUCACGUAGCUUCCCAGAAUGAUGAUUAUGAAUAUUUCAUAAACAAAACCUCAUUUGGGGACCUGAUUCUUGGUUAUGUACUAGAACGGGCCGGCCUUGGACUUACUGGGGCGUGGCCUCUUAUCCAACGAGAAACACCAAGCACGAUGGAAUACACCAAAGAGAUAUGGUGUUAUCCUAUUGUCACUUUCCACCACAUCGGCGCUCUUGAUAUAAAAUCAAUAUGGGAUCUUGAGCAGACAUGGAUAGCAGAUGUGAAAGCCCCUCUACUCCACUUUGACAUCUUCAACCAACUUGUAUACCCUCACCUCGCUACAAGGAUUGAUGACUGGGAUAACUUCUCUGAUGGCGAGGAGAAAGUGCUUUAUCCCAACGAAGGAUUUGAAGAUUGCAAGCUACACUGUGAGGAAGAUCUGCAAUGCAUGCAGUUCCGCUUCACACCAAAGAAAUGUACCAUAUCCCAUUCAAUUACCCUUGGCUGGAAGGCAGAUCCUUCGAUAAACAGCAUCUCGGGCUGGAUGAUGGAAAGGAUCAUCCAGGUCAAAACAAUCGUUCGAUGUGAAGGGGAAAAGUGGAUAUAGAUAUGUACUCGGUAUAAUUCCAGCAAUACUGUAGUCCUGACAAGUCUCCGCUUUAUGAAAGUGAAAAAUGCUUGAUAGUAUUAUAUGCUAAAUCUCUCUGCAGCCGCAUGAAACGCACCCUCCACUAGGCUGUGACAGUGGCAAAAAUAUCGUGGGAUACCGCCUUAUUGUG
Molecule: messenger RNA, 1998 nt
Organism: Penicillium brasilianum
Lineage: Eukaryota; Fungi; Ascomycota; Eurotiomycetes; Eurotiales; Aspergillaceae
Source: the annotation of a GenBank genome assembly